Messenger RNA from Aspergillus piperis CBS 112811, 1569 nucleotides. RefSeq names its product putative GABA permease. The coding region runs from base 1 to 1569 and encodes 522 amino acids. Gene Ontology annotation, biological process: transmembrane transport. Gene Ontology annotation, molecular function: transmembrane transporter activity. The transcript has 3 exons. Lineage: Eukaryota; Fungi; Ascomycota; Eurotiomycetes; Eurotiales; Aspergillaceae. The record is from RefSeq and is a predicted model, not a curated record. Gene Ontology annotation, cellular component: membrane.
AUGCGACAACCUUCCAUGGACGCCAACGCCGAUGAGGCGUUGGCUAGAAUGGGCUACAAGAGUGAAUUGCCUCGCAAUUUGAGUAUGAUGAGUAUUCUCGGCCUCUCCUUCGCCAUUAUGGCCGCCCCCUUUGGCCUCAGCACCACCCUCUACAUCACCCUCACCGACGGCCAAUCCGUCAGCGUCAUCUGGGGCUGGGUCGUCGUCACCCUCAUCUCCAUCGCCAUUGCCGCCUCGCUCGCCGAGAUCUGCGCCGUCUACCCCACCGCCGGCGGAGUCUACUACUGGAGUGCCAUGCUCUCCACGCGCAAAUGGGCCCCCGCCAUGUCCUUCAUCGAUGGCUGGCUCACCCUCGUGGGCAAUUGGACCGUCACACUCAGUAUCACCUUCUCUGGAGGGCAGUUGAUCCUCAGUGCCAUUUCGCUCUGGAAUGAGGACUUUGUCGCCAACACUUGGCAGACCAUUCUCAUGUUUUGGGCGGUGAUUGGGUGCUGUGCGUUGGUGAAUAUCUUCUUUUCCAAGUGGUUGGAUUUGAUCAAUAAAGUAUGCAUUUAUUGGACGGCCGGGAGUGUCGUGAUUAUUCUCAUUACGCUUUUGACCAUGGCGGAUGAGAGACGGGAUGCUGAGUUUGUUUUUGCGCAUUAUGAUGCUUCGCAGAGUGGAUGGCCUGCUGGUUGGGCGUUCUUUGUUGGUCUGCUGCAGGCAGCAUACACACUCACUGGAUACGGCAUGGUGGCCGCCAUGUGUGAGGAAGUGCAAAACCCGCAUCGGGAGGUCCCCAAGGCCAUUGUGCUAUCGGUGGUGGCGGCCGGUAUCACAGGUCUGGUCUAUCUGAUCCCUAUCAUGUUUGUUCUGCCCCCGGUGCAGACCCUUUUGGCUGUGGCCAGCGGCCAGCCUAUCGGACUUAUCUUCAAGACAGCCACCGGCUCCGCUGGCGGAGGCUUCGGGCUGCUGUUCCUGGUGCUGGGCAUCCUGGUGUUUGCGGGAAUUGGCGCAUUGACGGCUGCCAGUCGAUGCACGUAUGCCUUUGCUCGUGACGGAGCCAUCCCCGGCUUCCGACUUUGGAGGAAAGUGAACAAGAAGUUAGAUGUGCCAGUGUGGGCCAUCAUCCUCUCCACUGUCGUCGAUUGCCUGUUAGGGCUGAUCUACUUCGGCUCCUCGGCGGCCUUCAACUCGUUUACGGGUGUAGCCACCAUUUGUUUGUCAAUUUCGUAUGGCCUUCCCAUUUUCAUUUGCGUGCUUCGGGGACGAGAAGCCGUCAAGGAAUCCAGCUUCUCGCUGGGACGAUUCGGAUAUGCGAUCAACAUCGUAUCCAUCUGCUGGAUUUGCCUGGCUGUGGUGCUCUUCUGCAUGCCCACCUCGUUGCCGGUGGAUGCGAGUAGCAUGAACUACGCGAGUGUGGUGUUUGCCGGUUUUGCGGCGAUCAGUGUCCUAUGGUAUGUGGUGUACGCGCGCAAGCAUUUCACAGGGCCACCAAUCGCGGACGAGGAUAUGCCCGGUGUGAUGACGGGGAAACCCAUUGAUACGGAGAAUACUUAUGCGGCGCAUGAGAAGGAGGGGAAGGAAUGA